Molecule: messenger RNA, 1027 nt
Organism: Periconia digitata
Lineage: Eukaryota; Fungi; Ascomycota; Dothideomycetes; Pleosporales; Periconiaceae
Source: the annotation of a GenBank genome assembly
UCAGCUUAUAACAGAUGACCUAUUGCUAAUGCACAGUGUGACAGAGUACUACGAACAGAGGGCAUGUGUGAAAGGUACCUUGAUCGUUAGUGAGGCAUGCAUUAUCGCCAAAAAUGCCGCUGGUUGCUAUAAUGCCCCUGGCAUAUGGUCCGAAGCUCAAGUCGCUGCUUGGAAAGAAAUUACGACAGCGGUCCACGACAAAGGGUGUAUCAUCUACUGCCAACUCUGGCACCAAGGCCGCACUGCUUAUCCCGACGUGCUUAAGGCGCAAGGAUACAAACUAUUAUCCUCAAGUGCUGUUCCCACUAGCCCUGCAGACGAAACCCCCGAGGAAAUGACCGAGCAGGAUAUUUUGGACACUAUCAAUGACUACGCAACUGCCGCCAAAAAUGCAAUUGCUGCAGGCUUUGAUGGUGUUGAGAUACAUGGUGCCAACGGAUACCUCCCGGACCAAUUCCUACAAUCGACAUGUAACAAACGUUCAGAUAGCUGGGGCGGAAGUAUCGAAAACCGGUCACGUUUCCAUAUCGAGGUCACCAAAGCAGUGAUAGCUGCCAUCGGUGCCAACAAGACAGCGAUGCGUCUCAGUCCAUAUAGCGAUUUCAACGGCAUGCUCAUGGACGAACCCGAACCAACCUUCGAAUAUCUCCUCGACCAACUGAAACCACUUGGUCUAUCUUUUCUCCAUCUAAUCGAAGCUCGUAUCAAGGGCAAUGAUGAUGCUGAGUGUGGUGGACAAAAGAACGUAGCAUGGAUGAUCAAGCAGUGGAAGAACGCCAGUCCUGUGGUAUUGGCUGGCGGAUUCAAGCCCCUAUCGGCGAAACAAGCGGUCGACGAAACUUUUUCUGAGUACGAUGUCGUGAUUGCGUUUGGCAGGUACUUUGUAUCAAAUCCGGAUCUCGUAUAUCGAGUCAAAGAGGAUGUGCCUCUGACCGGGUACGAUCGUUCGGUGUUCUAUACUCCAAAACUACCCAAAGGUUAUAUCGACUACCCUCACAGUCAACAAUACCUACAAGCAGCAGCAUAA